GACCCAGGAGGUGAAAGCAACUCAGAGGGACUUGAAUCCACUGACUCGGGAUGAACUCAACCCAUCACCACAGAAUGCACACUUCUCUCCACUUCCGGAACCACAGCACCCACAGGGUGCCCAGCAAUGCCAGCGAGUCCCUCGGAAAGGGUUACUCCGAGGGGGGGUGCUACGAGCAACUCUUUGUCUCUCCUGAGGUGUUUGUGACUCUGGGUGUCAUCAGCUUGUUGGAGAAUAUCCUGGUGAUCGUGGCGAUAGCCAAGAACAAGAACCUGCACUCACCCAUGUACUUCUUCAUCUGUAGCCUGGCCGUGGCUGACAUGCUGGUGAGCGUCUCCAACGGCUCGGAAACUAUUGUCAUCACCCUGCUGAACAGUACAGACGCGCACGCACAGAGGUUCACGGUGGACAUUGACAAUGUCAUUGACUCGGUGAUCUGCAGCUCCUUGCUUGCAUCCAUUUGCAGCCUGCUUUCCAUCGCGGUGGACAGGUAUUUGACUAUCUUUUACGCUCUCCAGUACCAUAGCAUCAUGACGGCUAGGCGGGUGGGGGUCGUCCUCAGCUGCAUCUGGGCGGCGUGCACAGUUGCGGGCAUUUUGUUCAUCAUUUACUCAGACAGCAGCGUGGUCAUCAUCUGCCUCAUCAGCAUGUUCUUCACCAUGCUGGCUCUCAUGGCUUCUCUCUAUGUCCACAUGUUCCUCAUGGCCAGACUGCACAUGAAGAGGAUCGCUGUCCUCCCAGGCACGGGCACCAUCCGCCAAGGUGCCAACAUGAAGGGGGCGAUUACCUUGACCAUACUGAUCGGGGUCUUUGUGGUCUGCUGGGCCCCAUUCUUCCUCCAUUUAAUAUUCUACAUCUCGUGUCCCCAGAAUCCAUACUGUGUGUGCUUCAUGUCCCACUUUAACUUGUAUCUCAUACUGAUCAUGUGUAAUUCCAUCAUUGACCCCCUGAUUUAUGCACUCCGGAGCCAGGAGCUGAGGAAAACCUUCAAAGAGAUCAUCUGUUGCUAUCCUCUGGGAAGUCUCUGUGAUUUGUCUGGCAGAUAUUAAAUGGGG
Molecule: messenger RNA, 1055 nt
Organism: Molossus molossus (Pallas's mastiff bat)
Lineage: Eukaryota; Metazoa; Chordata; Mammalia; Chiroptera; Molossidae
Gene: MC4R
Product: melanocortin 4 receptor
Exons: 1
Coding region: 51-1049 (332 amino acids)
Biological process (GO): G protein-coupled receptor signaling pathway
Cellular component (GO): membrane
Molecular function (GO): melanocyte-stimulating hormone receptor activity
Source: RefSeq, a predicted model, not a curated record